GAUUGCCUAGCACUAGCAGCGAUGUCUCAACUGUACUACCGGAGGACAGACAACUCCUCCUACAGGGACCGGAUCCCUCUGAGGAUUGUCAGGGCCGAGUCUGAACUGUCUGGCCUGGAAAGGAACUACCUGGGAGCAGUGGAGAAAGGAGACUACGCCUCAGUCAAACAGGCUCUAGAGGAGGCAGAGAUAUACUUCCGGAUCAACAUUAACUGUAUAGACCCUUUGGGCCGCACAGCUCUGCUGAUCGCUAUAGAGAAUGAGAACCUGGAGAUUAUAGAGCUGCUGCUCACCUAUAACGUGUACGUCGGUGAUGCUCUCCUACACGCCAUCCGUAAAGAGGUGGUGGGGGCCGUGGAACUGCUGCUCAACCACAAGAAGCCCAGCGGGGAGAAACAGGUUCCUCCCAUCCUAUUGGACAAGCAGUUCUCUGACUUCACUCCUGACAUCACACCCAUCAUCCUAGCAGCUCACACCAACAACUAUGAGAUCAUCAAACUGCUGGUGCAGAAGGGGGUGUCUGUGCCCCAGCCACAUGAGGUGCGCUGUAACUGCAUGGAGUGCGUGUCCAGCUCUGAUGUGGAUAGUCUUCGUCACUCCCGCUCACGUCUCAACAUCUACAAGGCCCUGGCCAGCCCAUCACUCAUAGCCCUCUCCAGUGAAGACCCUUUCCUCACAGCCUUCCAGCUCUCCUGGGAACUGCAGGAACUCAGCAAGGUGGAGAAUGAGUUUAUGUCGGAGUAUGAAGAGUUAUCUCAGCAGUGUAAACAGUUUGCCAAGGACCUGUUGGACCAAACCAGAAGUUCCAGAGAACUAGAGCUGAUCCUGAACUACAGAGAUGACAUCAACCCUCUACUGGAUGAGAACACCAACGAUCUGGCCAGACUCAAACUGGCUAUCAAAUACAGACAGAAAGAGUUUGUAGCCCAGCCUAACUGUCAGCAGCUGCUUGCGUCUCGUUGGUACGAUGAGUUCCCUGGGUGGAGGCGUCGUCACUGGGCAGGGAAGUUCCUAACCUGUGUCUUCAUCGGCCUCCUCUUCCCCCUCUUCUCCUUCUGCUACCUGGUCUCUCCUAAGAGCCGCUAUGGACACUUCAUCAGGCAACCCUUCAUCAAGUUUAUCUGCCACACAACGUCGUAUCUCACCUUCCUGUUCCUGCUGCUGCUGGCUUCCCAGCACAUCGUCUCAACAGACCCCAACAGACAGGGGCCGACUCCUACUGUGGUGGAAUGGAUGAUACUGCCCUGGGUACUGGGCUUCAUCUGGACAGAGAUUAAACAGAUGUGGGAUGGAGGGUUCCAGGACUACAUCCAUGACUGGUGGAACCUCAUGGACUUUGUUAUGAACUCUCUGUACCUGGCUACCAUUUCUCUGAAGAUUGUUGCCUAUGUCAAGUACAGUGGCUUCAGGGCCAGGAACGAGUGGCAGAUGUGGCAUCCUACCUUGGUAGCAGAGGCUGUGUUUGCCAUCGCUAACAUCUUCAGCUCCCUCCGCCUCAUCUCUCUGUUUACAGCUAACUCCCACCUGGGACCUCUACAGAUCUCUCUGGGCAGGAUGCUGCUGGACAUCCUUAAGUUCCUGUUUAUCUACUGCCUGGUGCUCCUGGCCUUCGCUAACGGGCUCAACCAGCUCUACUUCUACUACGAGACAGACGAGGGACUGAAGGGAUGCAAGGGCAUCCGCUGCGAAACACAGAACAACGCUUUCUCAACGUUGUUUGAGACACUCCAGUCUUUGUUCUGGUCUGUCUUUGGGUUGAUCAGUUUGUAUGUGACCAACGUGGAGGCAGACCACCAGUUCACAGAGUUUGUAGGGGCCACCAUGUUCGGAACCUAUAAUGUCAUCUCUCUGGUGGUUCUACUCAACAUGCUGAUCGCCAUGAUGAACAACUCAUACCAACACAUCGCUGAUCAUGCAGACAUUGAGUGGAAGUUUGCAAGAACCAAGUUGUGGAUGAGUUACUUUGAAGAGGGAGGGACUCUACCUUCUCCAUUCAACAUCAUCCCGAGCCCCAAGUCAAUCUGGUAUUUCAUCUGCUGGAUCAGGAAACACAUCUUCAAGAUCACCAGGCCCAAGAAAACAGAAACAUUUGGAACCAUAGGGAGACGGGCUGCUAUAAAUGUACGAAUAAACCACCAGUAUCAGGAGGUUUUGAGGAACCUGGUGAAGAGAUAUGUAGCAGCCAUGAUCAGAGAUGCCAAGACAGAGGAAGGACUGACUGAGGAGAACUUUAAGGAGCUGAAGCAGGACAUCUCCAGCUUUAGGUAUGAGGUCCUGGGGAUGAUGAAGGGGAAGGUGGGGCCUGGGGGUGGGGGCGUGGCUAUAGCAGGAAGUAAACCCAGUGAAGUGGCAGGGGCCUCCAGUCUGGUCUACCCUGACCACUCCUUCAAGUACUCCCCCAAGUUCCCCCCGGCCACGCUUAAGACCAACAUGUUUCACGUCACCACAUCCAUGCUCCAGCAGAGGGCAGCCCCCUCCUCCACCUCCUCGUCCACAUCCCCUUCCACCUCUCAGGGCUUGAACCGACUGGUCAACGCCUCUGUGGUACCCUCUUGGACCUCCACUGACACCUCCUCCAUCCCCACCUCCUCCACUUCCAUCUCCUCUCCCUCCUCCACUCCCUCCAUCAAAGACGGACUGGCCAGGAAAGACAUCUGUGACUUUGGGCUCUACUCUGUGUCUGAGGAGAUGGGGGAGGCUGACCUGGAGGAGCUGGACUGUGAUGGAGAGAAGGAGGAGCAGGGUGGAGCGAGGGAGAGGACGUGUACAGAGAAGGAAGAAAACGAAGAGAGGGGAGAGUGA
Messenger RNA from Oncorhynchus mykiss (rainbow trout), 2802 nucleotides. RefSeq names its product short transient receptor potential channel 4-like. The record is from RefSeq and is a predicted model, not a curated record. Gene Ontology annotation, biological process: regulation of cytosolic calcium ion concentration; calcium ion transmembrane transport. Gene Ontology annotation, molecular function: store-operated calcium channel activity; inositol 1,4,5 trisphosphate binding; protein binding. Gene Ontology annotation, cellular component: cation channel complex; plasma membrane. NCBI's taxonomy places the organism in Eukaryota, Metazoa, Chordata, Actinopteri, Salmoniformes, Salmonidae.